AUGGAUUCAUCUAAACAUCAUGCAAAUAAAAAAAGACCACGUAGUGCAUCAAACGAAUACGGAGAAAAUUCGAAAAAAACUCAUAAAUUAUCUGGUUGGUUUGUAGGAUGUUGCACUCAAAGAAAACAUCACAUAAGAUCUAGUAAAAAUGAAUCUAUCGAAAAAGUUUCACUAGUAAAUGAAAACAAAAAUCUGCAAUUAAAAUGCAAUAUAUCACAGCAAUCUACUCGUAUUGAAGAAAUCUCGAAUGUGCAUAUCGUACAUUUGAAACAAUCACCAUUGUAUAGGGAAUCGAGGUUUUGUCAAACACCAUUUGAAUCCUAUGAAGAUUCCUGUAUCAAUUGUACUGUUCAAUAUGGACCUAAUUUAUCGGAAGAUAUUCAUGAAUAUUAUCAUCAGUUAAAUCAACAAUUAAAUAAUGACAACAACAAGUCUAUGCCAAUUGAAGAAGUUGAGGUAUCUGCGAGCAAUUCUCUGCAGCAAGAAAAAUCUAUUGAUCAAGCCGUAAAUUCAUUUAUCAAUAAUAUUAUUGGUGAUGGAAUUGAUCGUCUAUUCAAUAUAAUUACCAUGGCGUCAACUUAUCGUAGUAAACAAAAUGACUUUAGAAUAGAUAAUAAGACAAAAGAAAGUCUUGAUAUUAUUGAACAAAAUCAAUAUUCAGAACUUGUUUUCGAAAAACAAAAUUUAAAAAUAGCGCCGACAAUGAAUCAUCAAUCAUCUGCUGAGCUCUCCUUAGACGAUUUUUCACCUAAUCUCAAUCCAGAUGUUUACCCUUGGAAUAUAACUGUGAGCGAAACACACCGCAAUCAACAGAAAGAACUUGAUAAAAAGAGUUCAUUGGAAAAUCAAGAACCUUACAAUUGGGAUGAUCAAAAAUAUUCAUGUUCAUCAGCGUUUGAUCUAUACGAAAAAGAUCAUUUAGUUGAUAAGUCUGUACAUGAUCCAUCUAAACACAUGUUAGAUAAUGCCCAAGACAAAUCUAUAUCAGAUGAGGAUGACGAUACUAAUCUGUCGUAUUCUGUUGCAUCAGUUUUACCAUCGCACAAAACAAUGAAACCACAGUCACAUACGAAUCAUUUACAAAAUUCAUCUCUGAAUAUUAUAAAUUCAAAAAAGUUUUUUUCGACAUCAGAUCAAGAAAACGAAGAUCAGCAUAUUACAAGCUACAAUAAUUUAUUAUUAAAAAAGAAUUCUAAUGAUUCGUCAGAACUUGUUCUUAACAAAAUUCAAAAAAUAAAUUCAUCAAACUUAACGAAAACUCAUAAUAAUAUUGAAAUGUCUUCGUUUCAUAAAGAUUUACAAAUUCCAAACCUUAGUGAACAAGAAUCAUCGCCUAAAAUAUAUCAAUCGCAUAGACUUAUGCAACAGUCGUAUGAUCAGUCUAGUACAACAUCUGCCAAUGAUCUUUUCAAUCAAAUUAGUUAUGCAAAAAAACAAAACUCAAUAGAUUCAGAUUCAAUUAAUACUGGUUACUCAAUACCUGUUUCAUUGCAUACUUCAGCAUUAUCAGAAACAGCAGCCGAUAGAAAUGAUCAACAUGAAAAACAACGACAACAUGUUGAAAUAAAAAAUAACGUUAAUCAUACUUUUCGUUUUACCUACGACGAUAUAAUGAAUACAUGGCGACGUUUAUUUGAACGUCUUUUAGGUUCCGUUUUAUCACCGUCUAUAAACAACACUGGUAAUAAAAAGAGUUCAUCUUCCUCUAGCACAUCAUCUGAUAGCUAUUCAUGGUCGACACCGAUACCAACAGAAGGACUUAAUAUAACUGAAUCUAAUCAUAUGAGUCCAUGGUGGGAACGACGUGAUGUUUAUAGUCGAACUCCGGCUACACUUAGAUUCGCUAAUGAACGAUUAAGUACUUCGUAUCCAAUAGAAAAAAAUGCUAGCAACAAACAAAUGUGCAUUUCUAUUGAGAAUAGACCAUGCUGUUCUAAAUAUGAUAGUUAUCAGAAUAUAUAUCAUUGCUGUUGUCGUUCAUCGAUAACUAUAAACAACUGUUCAUCAUCAUUUUAA
Messenger RNA from Rotaria socialis, 2016 nucleotides. The record is from the annotation of a GenBank genome assembly. NCBI's taxonomy places the organism in Eukaryota, Metazoa, Rotifera, Eurotatoria, Philodinida, Philodinidae.